This is a messenger RNA of Triticum dicoccoides, 931 nucleotides long. RefSeq names its product protein DMP3-like. Gene Ontology annotation, biological process: endomembrane system organization. NCBI's taxonomy places the organism in Eukaryota, Viridiplantae, Streptophyta, Magnoliopsida, Poales, Poaceae. The coding region runs from base 5 to 727 and encodes 240 amino acids. The record is from RefSeq and is a predicted model, not a curated record. The transcript is spliced from 2 exons.
UACAAUGGCCUCUUCUUCUUCUCCGUCAUCCACGAUGAUCCAGAUACACCCAUUGACAACCGAGGAGAUAACAACCGCAACCACGGCAGCGCCAAUGCCUAGCACAGGGCCUACACCACCUGCCACGGUCAUGUCGAGCGUCGCGAACCUAGCUCAGCUCCUGCCGACUGGCACGGUGUUGGCGUACCAGGCGUUGUCGCCGUCCUUCACCAACCAUGGCAAGUGCGAGACCUCCAACCAGUGGCUCACAGGGGUGCUGGUUGUCGUCCUCGCCAUGUUGUGCCUCUUCUUCUCCUUCACCGACAGCGUUGUUGGUCGCCGCGAUGGAAAGCUAUACUAUGGCUUCGCCACACUGCACGGCUUCAACGUUUUCAACUUCUCCAGCGAGGAGGAGAGACAGGAGUGGAACGAUCUCGACCAGUUCCGCAGGCUCCGCCUCCGGCCGCUGGACUUCGUGCACGCCUUCUUCGCGGCGGUGGUUUUCCUCACGGUAGCUUUCAGCGACGUGGGGCUGCAGAAUUGUUUCUUUCAGGACGCCGACAGGAACACCGAGGAACUGCUCAAGAAUCUGCCCAUGGGCAUGGCGUUUCUCUCCAGUUUUGUGUUCAUCAUCUUCCCCACCAAAAGGAAGGGCAUUGGAUUCAGCGACACCGCUCCUCCCCAGAAGGAAAGUCAUGCUCAAUCGGAUUUGACGACACCGCUCCUCGCUGGCGUAGAAGUUGCUUGAUUGUAUCAUGUUGGAGAAAAUCAUGAAGUUUUUUAAUUAUAUAUGUUCAGUGUGUGUGCCAUGGUUCUUUGGCAAACAAGGAAAUAUUUUCUGUCCAAAGCAAGUGUACAGUUAUGUAGGUGCCCUGCGUCCCAGCCUCCCAGGCUUAUUAGAGCUCUCCAUUCAUUUUGUUUGCUUCAAGCUCGAUGUUUUUAUUUUGUACAA